Molecule: messenger RNA, 1119 nt
Organism: Puccinia graminis f. sp. tritici CRL 75-36-700-3
Lineage: Eukaryota; Fungi; Basidiomycota; Pucciniomycetes; Pucciniales; Pucciniaceae
Exons: 3
Coding region: 1-1119 (372 amino acids)
Source: RefSeq, a predicted model, not a curated record
AUGGACGAAGCAGUGUCCACUGCCUCCAAAAAGAAGCCGCCCUGGCCACGUACUACCGGAAAAACCGCGGUCCCGUCGCUCGUAUUCAUUCUCGUGGGUCCGAAUUCAGUCCCUCGUUCUUUGCCAGGUUCCGUGCUUGGUCAUCGACGAUGGAGGCUUCAAGAUAAAAGGCAGGCCAGUUGGCCUUUCUUCCCUCCCUCAUCCUCAUCAGUCUUUCCAGCUCCCAUUCCAAGUUCCAUGGCUCGCUCCAUCUUCGACCGACCUCCUACUCCAUACCCCACUCAGGCUCAUCCCCAACCGUUUGCUACGGCCAGGGUACACCAUCCCAUGGCGAUGAUUGUAGAUCACCCAGCCGAUCACCCUGCACCUGUGACUACUACCACUGGUAGUUUGCCUCUAGCUGCUAGGAUCUCGCCUGCGGGUACGACCCCCGUCAUCAAUGGGCCUCCGUUCCAACUGGCAGGAAGGGGUCCUCCCCCAGCUUACAGUGGCCCCGGUCUUGCGCGACCUGCUCCUGGCUAUCGUCGGUACAAUAUCAGUUUCAACCGCGGCGGUUUUCGAGGGGGAUUCAACCCAGGAUCCAAUUUCAGACCCAGGGGUUCGAUCUCUCCCUUCCAUCAUUUCAAUCAACGACGACAGGCGCCUAGCCGCCCCCGCACUCCGGUUUUCUUUGUUAAUCGGGCUUCAAUCGGUGCUCCCGACGUCCCAGCAACUGCACCCCCCAGUCCUACCACGCCAACCAGCAGCGUGGAGGAACUUAAUCUGGCUCGCUCCAGCUCCUCCGCUCCCAACAGUAGUGUUGCUUCGGCCGAGGACUUCGUCCUUCCUCGGCCUCGCGUUCCAUCCCCUACUCCUGCUGGGAUGUACGACCCUGCCGACUAUCACCUCCUCUUGCGUCACCAGGUGGAAGCUCUGCUCGAUCGACGCGCCGACCCCGCCCGUUUUGAUAGAUACGAAUUUACACCCCAGCAUAUUGAUGACCUCUACGAGUCCAUCACUACUGCGAUGGUCAACCAUUUCACAACUUACCCUGCUGCUAAUGCAGCAGAGCGCGAGAGCCGGGUUCGUUUAUUUCGAUUUGCGAGUCGUCGCUACCGCACCAUGACUCGUAGAGUUUAG